Molecule: messenger RNA, 1191 nt
Organism: Prunus mume (Japanese apricot)
Lineage: Eukaryota; Viridiplantae; Streptophyta; Magnoliopsida; Rosales; Rosaceae
Product: DEAD-box ATP-dependent RNA helicase
Source: RefSeq, a predicted model, not a curated record
AAGACGCCGCCGUCCAGGUAGACCCAGCCCAACCCAACCGUUGCCUUGUCCAGACUGGCAUACAUAUAGAUAUACACGUCUUGAUUCUGUCUAUAUUUUCUUUUGUCAAUCUCUCGUUACGCCAACUUAUAUUCUUGCCAUCUUCAACCUAAUCUCUCUCUUUGUCUGCCAAGCAACUCCGAUGGCGGAAUCCAAACCCGGCCCAACGCCAGCUUCACCCGAUAAGGAAGUAAAGGCACCUAAUUUGAUUGAAAGAGCAAAGGAAGAGAUUGGAGCAAUAAUGCACACUGAAAAAUCACAUAACGAUCACAAGGAAACUCAUGGCAUGCGUACGGAUAUUGAUGAAAAGACCCCACUAGACAAUGUCAAAGCUCCAAAUAUGUUUGAACGAGCGAAGGAGGAGUUUGAGGCUAUAGUUGAAGCAAUCCAUCCCAAGACAGAGUCUCCCACUCAUGGCAAAAGGGAUGAAAAAAAGGAGUCGAAAAAACAGGAGAAAACCGACUCUCAAUCAGAAAAUAAUGCCAAGACAACUAAUUUUAUUGGGAAAGCGAAGGAAAAGAUUGGAACGAUUAUGCACCAUGAGAAGUCACCAAAGCAUCAUGAUAAAGAAACUCAUGAGAAGUCACCAAAGCAUCAUACUAAAGAAACUCAUGGAACGAGUGAUGACAUAGAUGCGAGUAUCCCAAUCGAUCAUGUUAAGGCUCCAAAUGUUUUUGAAAGAGCAAAGGAGGAAAUCGAGGCGAUUGUCCAAUCGAUUCAUCCCAAGAAAAAAGAGAAAAAUCCAGUUUCUUCACCUAAGAAGGAAGGUGGACUGUGAGUGUCAAUAGGAAAAGGGUUGGAGAAAGUGUGCUCUUCUCGUGGGAACAAAGAUGAUCGGUUGUGAAUUCUGGUCAAAUUGUGAUAUUUCUUCCUCAUUCUUUUCUGCCCGAAUACAACUCGGGUUAUGCAUGAGAAAUUAUUAUGUACCCCUUUUUCAUGACUCAGUUUCAACAUAUGUCCCUUCUUAUCACUUCGUAGGUCUACUAUUUUUAUCCCCAAAAUAGAUAUAAGAUGUUGGGUUUAACUAGCAUCAAUCACCUAUGCGCUUGUAGGCGACAAUCACCGUUAGUUGAUGUGAAUCUCUUACCAAUCAAUGGUUCAUAGCCACCCAAAGAUAUUUAAAUUGAAAUGGACAUGUUCUUCCUUGCCUGA